Messenger RNA from Ornithorhynchus anatinus (platypus), 3275 nucleotides. RefSeq names its product fibroblast growth factor receptor 3 (gene FGFR3). The record is from RefSeq and is a predicted model, not a curated record. Gene Ontology annotation, biological process: fibroblast growth factor receptor signaling pathway; positive regulation of cell population proliferation; positive regulation of MAPK cascade. The transcript has 18 exons. NCBI's taxonomy places the organism in Eukaryota, Metazoa, Chordata, Mammalia, Monotremata, Ornithorhynchidae. Bases 213 to 2687 code for a protein of 824 amino acids. Gene Ontology annotation, molecular function: fibroblast growth factor receptor activity; fibroblast growth factor binding; ATP binding. Gene Ontology annotation, cellular component: membrane; signaling receptor complex.
GCGUCCAGUGUGCGGGCCGCGGGCUGAGAAGGCGCCGGCGCGGUGCAGAGCGUCCAGCGCAGCGGUGUCAGCGCGUCUGGCGCCGACCGGAGUCCGAGAUCGUCCGCUUCGGGAGCGGGGACCCCCCCGGGCCGGCAGCGCAGCGGUCAUCACAGUGGUCGGCGGAGGCGUUGGCGAGCGCCCCGGGCCGGAGGACAACAUGCGGCCGGAGGAUGUCUAGGACGGGCCGGACCUCGAGCUCUUCCCCGUCCCGGCCCCCGGCCGGAGGGAUGGUGGCCGCCGGCUCCGUCUUCUGCAUCUACCUGGCGGUGACGGUGAGCGGCGGUUGGGCGGCCCGGCUCCCGCUGUCCGGCCUGGAGGAGCGCCCCUCCCAGAGACCCCCAGAGCGGCUGCGGAGUGAGGCUGAGCUGCUGGAGGAGCUGGUCUUCAGCAGCGGAGACACCAUCCUGCUGUCCUGUGAUCCUGCGGGCUCCAUGCCCAUUCAGUGGCUCAAAGAUGGCACCGGGGUGGAGCCCAACAACACGACACAUGUCGGGCAGAGGCUGCUGACCAUCACCAAUGUGUCCUCGGCAGAUUCGGGCUUCUACAGCUGCCGGCGCAGAGACUCCCGCGACAUCCUCGGCAACUUCAGCGUCAGAGUGACUGAUUCUCCAUCGUCAGGCGACGAUGAAGAUGAUGAUGACGAAAUGGAAGACGCAGGGGCCCCAUAUUGGACCCGGCCAGAGAGGAUGGACAAGAAGCUUCUGGCGGUGCCGGCCGCCAACACCGUCCGCUUCCGCUGCCCUGCGGCCGGGAACCCGGCCCCGACCAUCCACUGGCUGAAGAACGGCAAGGAGUUCAAGGGGGAGCACCGCAUCGGGGGGAUCAAGCUGCGGCACCAGCAGUGGAGCCUGGUCAUGGAGAGCGUGGUGCCGUCGGACCGGGGGAACUACACGUGUGUGGUAGAGAACGAACACGGCAGCAUCCGGCAGACCUACACGCUCGAUGUGCUGGAGCGAUCGCCGCACCGGCCCAUCCUGCAGGCUGGCUUGCCCGCCAACCAGACGGUGGUGGUGGGCAGUGACGUGGAGUUCCACUGCAAGGUGUACAGUGACGCCCAGCCCCACAUCCAGUGGCUGAAGCAUGUGGAGGUCAACGGCAGCAAGUAUGGUGCCGACGGGACGCCAUACGUCACCGUGCUCAAGUCUUGGAUCAGUAAGCACGCGGAGGCAGACGCUAGCCUCAGCCUGUUCAAUGUGACAGAGCAGGACGAAGGGGAGUAUCUGUGUAGAGCCAACAAUUUCGUAGGCAUAGCCGAGAAACCAUUUUGGCUCCACACUCGCAAAUUCAAACCAGCGGAAGAGCUGGUGGAAGUGGAGGAGUCAGGCAGUGUGUACGCCGGCGUCCUCAGCUACGGAGUGGGGUUCUUCCUGCUCAUCCUGGUGGUGGUUGCGGUGACAGUCUGCAGGGUGAAGAUGCCCUCCAAGAAGGCCAUGAGCGCCCCCUCUGUGCAGAAGGUCUCCAAAUUCCCACUCAAGCGACAGGUAACAGUGUCCUUGGAAUCCACCUCGUCCAUGAACUCCAACACGCCCCUGGUCCGCAUCGCCCACCUGUCGGCCAGUGACAGCCCGAUGCUGGCCAACGUGUCCGAGCUGGAGCUUCCGGCGGACCCCAAGUGGGAGCUCUCACGAUCUCGCCUCACUCUAGGGAAGCCCCUGGGAGAAGGCUGUUUCGGCCAGGUUGUCAUGGCAGAAGCCAUCGGCAUCGACAAAGACAAGCCCAACAAGGCCGUCACGGUGGCCGUGAAGAUGCUCAAAGAUGAUGCCACAGAUAAGGACCUCUCGGACCUGGUCUCUGAAAUGGAGAUGAUGAAAAUGAUCGGGAAACACAAAAACAUUAUCAACUUGCUGGGAGCCUGCACCCAGGAUGGACCCCUGUAUGUCCUGGUGGAAUAUGCAUCCAAGGGCAACCUGCGGGAAUUCCUGCGAGCCCGCCGGCCCCCUGGCUUGGGCUACUCAUUCGACACCUGCAAGCUAGCCGAGGAGCAGCUCACCUGCAAGGACUUGGUGUCGGGCGCCUACCAGGUAGCUCGGGGCAUGGAGUACCUGGCGUCCCAAAAGUGCAUACACCGGGACUUGGCCGCCCGGAACGUGCUGGUCACCGAGGACAGCGUCAUGAAAAUCGCCGACUUUGGCCUUGCCAGAGAUGUUCAUAACAUUGACUACUACAAGAAGACCACCAAUGGCCGGCUGCCCGUCAAGUGGAUGGCCCCCGAGGCAUUGUUCGACCGAGUCUACACCCACCAGAGCGACGUCUGGUCUUUUGGGGUGCUCCUCUGGGAGAUCUUCACUCUGGGAGGCUCCCCCUACCCUGGGAUUCCAGUCGAGGAACUCUUCAAACUCCUGAAAGAAGGUCAUCGCAUGGACAAGCCAGGGAACUGCACACAUGACUUGUACAUGAUUAUGCGUGAGUGCUGGCAUGCAGUACCAUCACAGAGACCGACCUUCAAGCAGCUGGUGGAAGAUCUGGACCGGAUUCUCACUGUAACAUCUACCGACGAGUACCUGGACCUUUCAGCACCGCUGGAGCAGUAUUCCCCGGCCUGCCAGGACACACACAGCACCUGCUCCUCUGGGGACGAUUCCGUGUUUGCCCACGAGCCUUGCCUCCCCCAGCCCCAGUGCGGGCCCAGCCCCAUCCGGACGUGAGGGUGGGGGCCGUGGGCAGAGACCCCCGGCGAGAGGGGUGGGCAGUGGCCUGCUGGCGGGACGGACGGACCCGAGAAACUUCGAAACGUUUUGAACAACGGAAACGUUGUGUCCUCCACGUUUUUUGCUGUAAAACCAGUCAGGGGGCACUGCUGUUGGCCUGUGGGACCCUGCCCUCCCGCCAACACACAGGUAGAGGGGCAGGAGGACAGAGACCAAGAGACAGAGAUGAGGGCAUAACAUCUCUCUCUCUUUCUCUUUCUCUCUCUCUCUAGUUCUCUGUUUUUAGAGCAGGUGUUGGCCUCGUAGUGCACCUUUACACUUACCGAUUGGUGCCGGUAGUGUUGCAGGGAGACUCUUCAGCUUGGGAUUUUGGGGAAAGAAUGUUGGAAAUUUUCCUUUGUGCCAUCUCGGGACCAAAUUUCUGGGGUGGCGGGGUGUGUAUGGGUGUGUGUGUGUGUGUGUGUGUAUGUGUGCGUGCAGACCUCCAUCUGGUGUUUAGUAACUCUGAUGAUGGCUUGGCCAGAGGGGUGGGGUUUUGGGGCGCUUCCCAGCCUGGUCUCCCAACGAGACCCUGCUCCUGGGUAG